UCCUUUUACUGUACCCUGUGGACUUAACGGCAACUACACACCAAUAAUUCACCGUCGCUAAGCUAUAAACAAACGCUCUUGUGUUCAGGAAACGGUGAAGCUUUAGAAUGGAUUAAUUCUUGGUGUUUCGGCCCCCCUUGGUACGGUUUCCCUCAGGCGUUAUUAUGCAACGGCUUUAAUCCUUAUUAGGAUUAUUCGCUGGACACUGCCAUGACAACUAAAACGUGAAAACUGGUGUUAUUUAUGUCUCAGUUGAUUGAAAAAGCAAACUUAGGCUUUUUUUAAACAUGUAUUUAUGAAGAUGGGAUGCUAACAUACUGGUUUGGUCACAUGGCUGGAGGACGUGUUGAAUCAGUAACGUUAGUGGAGGGUGACAGCAGCGAGGCUCCUGCUAUAAUACACAGAUACCAAAAUAGGAGCUCGACAUUCUCCAGAGGCUGACACUAAAUACAGGGGCCACAUGUCUGAUCUGUCCGAGCACAAGCCGCACUGCUGGGGAUAAAACUUCUACGAAGAAAGGACGAGCUGUGUCAAUCAGUCAUUAGACGGGUCAGUUGCAAUGUCAGGAAAAGCUCAAAGCGGUUACUCCUACGAGUUCUGCGAUGCCUCUCACUCCUCUGAGGUGCUGGAAGCUCUUCAUGAGUUUCACAGCAGCGGUCUGUUCACAGACGUCACCCUGCAGUCUUCAUCCGGACAGCUCUUCCACUGCCACAAGGCUGUCCUAUCAGCCCGCAGCUCCUAUUUCAAGGUAAUGUUCACCUUAGACAUGAGAGAACGUUUGAACGACACCAUCAACCUACCUUGCAUAAACGGAGAGAUUCUGGGUGCUUUGGUGAGCUACGUCUACACGUCAAAGAUCAGCAUAACCCAGAACAACGUCCAAAGUCUUCUUGAAGCCGCAGACCUGUUGCAGUUCAACUCGCUCAAGAAAGCCUGCGAGAGCUUCUUGAUUCAUCUGCUGGACGUCGAUAACUGCCUCGGGAUGCACUCGUUUGCUGAGCUUCACGUGUGCUCUGAUUUGCAGCACGAGGCUUUGAGGAUCAUACUGAGCCGCUUUGAAGAACUCACACUUCAGGAGGAGUUCCUAGAGGUGGAUUUCCAAAAGCUCAUGGGGAUUUUAGAAACGGAGAACAUUAAUGUGUGGAAAGAAGUGACUUUAUUGGAUGCAGUGGUCAAAUGGGUCGCCCAUGACACGGCUCCUCGAAUAGACCACCUUCAAGAGCUUCUCAAAUGCAUCCAUCUCGAAGUGGAUGAUGCUUGCCUCAAAACUGCUUUGGAUCUACGCAAAGGUUGCUCUGAAAACAAAUUGCGAUCUCUGAUUCGUGCCUCCUUAAAGCCGAGCAAAGGUUUCUCACAGUGCUGCAAAAAACUAACGUGCAGCUUGUAUGUUAUUGGUGGAUAUUACUGGCAUCCGUUGUGUGAAGUCCACAUGUGGGACCCUGUUUCCAACACAUGGGUUCAGGGCAAAGACAUGCCUGAUUUUGAAAGAGAGAGUUAUAGCGUGGCACUUCUAGGCCCUCAUAUCUAUGUGACAGGAGGAUACAGGACACAGACUGUGGAUGCUUUAGAUACCGUGUGGAUUUAUAACACAGACUCGGAUGAAUGGACAGAAGGAUGUCCCAUGAUCACAGCCAGAUACUACCACUGCUCCGUGGCUUUACGUGGAUGCAUAUACGUCAUUGGUGGAUAUACGACAGGAGCUCCUACUCAAGAAACUGAAGUCUAUGAUCCUUUGAAGAGGAGAUGGUUUCCUGUGGCUGAUAUGAUACAAGGCGUGGGAAAUGCAACCGCUUGUGUGGUGAAUGACAGAGUCUAUGUAACCGGAGGGCAUUAUGGGUACAGAGGAACCUGCACUUACGAGAAGAUUCAGACUUACCGGCCAGAUAUCAAUGAGUGGAGCAUCACAACGAUAUGUCCACAUCCUGAGUAUGGCCUUUGCUCGGUCUCCUUGAACAAUAAGCUUUAUCUGGUCGGCGGUCAGACCACCAUCACAGACUGUUACGAUCCCGAGAGAGAUGAAUGGAGGCAGAUGUGUGCGAUGAAGGAGAGAAGGAUGGAAUGCGGCUCAGCUGUUAUAAAAGGGGGCAUCUAUGUAGCAGGUGGGUAUUCAUACUCUAAAGGGACAUAUCUGCAAAGUAUAGAGAGGUACGACCCUGAGAUAGACUGCUGGGAGAUAGUGGGAAACCUCCCAUCGGCUGCACGCUCACACGGCUGCGUUUGUGUGUUCAGCGUGUGAAAUCACAGCACAAUCACUGUCUGUGGAGCCACAUCCAGUGGGGUCUAAAUGUCUGAGACAUUUUAUUUAAACAUAGUUCAAUCAUGGCAACUCUCGGAACAUUUUUUGCAUGGUGAUG
This is a messenger RNA of Sinocyclocheilus grahami, 2354 nucleotides long. It is a transcript of the gene klhl23, whose product is annotated as kelch-like family member 23. The record is from RefSeq and is a predicted model, not a curated record. NCBI's taxonomy places the organism in Eukaryota, Metazoa, Chordata, Actinopteri, Cypriniformes, Cyprinidae. The transcript is spliced from 4 exons. Bases 560 to 2236 code for a protein of 558 amino acids. Gene Ontology annotation, molecular function: protein binding.